GUGUGUGUGUGUGAGACUUUGCAAUGGAUUCACUGCUGGAAGCUUGCACUGAUCUGCAGACCAAUAUCAGCCAGUUGUGCCAGAUGAACUCCAGCCUGGGUUCCUCCAGUCUCUGCGCCAACUCUGGCUCCUUCCCCUGCAAUGGGACCACCAACAGCAAUCAAUCCGUCAAGAACCCUUCAUCUGUGAUCAUCGCCAUCAUCAUCACGGCUCUCUACUCCAUCGUGUGUGUGCUGGGGCUGAUCGGAAACGUUCUGGUCAUGUAUGUCAUUAUCAGAUACACUAAAAUGAAAACCGCCACUAACAUAUACAUCUUCAACCUGGCUGUGGCUGAUGCAUUGGCCACCAGCACUCUGCCUUUCCAAAACGUUAAUUACCUGAUGGGGACCUGGCCGUUUGGGAACCACUUGUGCAAGCUGGUCAUGUCCAUAGACUACUACAACAUGUUCACCAGUAUCUUCACCCUGACCACUAUGAGUAUGGACCGCUACAUCGCAGUGUGCCACCCAGUCAAGGCGCUGGACUUUCGCACUCCCAAAAAUGCCAAGAUCAUCAACAUCUGCAUCUGGAUCCUGUCCUCGGCCAUCGGCCUGCCGGUCAUGGUAAUGGCAACCACGCUGGUGGAGAAAGGGGUCAUGGACUGCGCGUUGAAAUUUCCUCAUCCUUCUUGGUACUGGGACAACCUGCUGAAGAUCUGCGUCUUCAUCUUCGCCUUCGUCAUGCCGGUGCUGAUCAUCACCGUGUGCUACGGCCUCAUGAUCCUGCGGCUGAAGAGCGUGCGCAUGUUCUCAGGCUCCAAGGAGAAGGACCGGAACCUGCGGAGGAUCACCAGGAUGGUCCUCGUGGUGGUGGCCGUGUUCAUUGUCUGCUGGACGCCCAUCCACAUCUAUGUCAUCAUUCAGGCAUUGAUCAAGAUACCCUCCAAUCUGUUCACCACCAUCACCUGGCACUUCUGUAUCGCGCUGGGCUACACCAACAGCUGCCUGAACCCCGUUCUCUACGCCUUCUUGGACGAGAACUUCAAGCGAUGUUUCCGGGAGUUCUGCCUGCCCACCUCGGCCUUGGGCAUUGAGCAGCAGGGUUCCAACAGAACCCGCAACCACAACCGCGAGCACCCAUCCACCAUCAACACGGCUGACAGGACUAACCAUCAGGUAUGACUAGGCGUGGAGACCUUAUCCCUGGAAUGGCAGUCCCACCCGGGAGAUGAUCUGAGCUCGGAGAUCACGCAGACCACCACAGGGGUAUAGUGUGUAACGCGCCCAGAGGCGGGUGUUGGG
Messenger RNA from Callorhinchus milii (elephant shark), 1280 nucleotides. It is a transcript of the gene oprm1, whose product is annotated as opioid receptor, mu 1. Gene Ontology annotation, molecular function: neuropeptide binding; morphine receptor activity; G-protein beta-subunit binding. Lineage: Eukaryota; Metazoa; Chordata; Chondrichthyes; Chimaeriformes; Callorhinchidae. The transcript has 3 exons. The coding region runs from base 24 to 1160 and encodes 378 amino acids. Gene Ontology annotation, cellular component: neuron projection; membrane. The record is from RefSeq and is a predicted model, not a curated record. Gene Ontology annotation, biological process: G protein-coupled opioid receptor signaling pathway; neuropeptide signaling pathway; sensory perception of pain.